AUUUUUAAUUUUUAUUUUAUUAUAUUAUUCUUCAAUACUCCUUCCUACAUUGAAUUGAAUUGAGUGUGUAAAAAGAGAAGAAACAAAAUCAAAAUACAACACAAACACAAACACAAUUUGAUUAAUUGAUUUGAGGAGUUUGAAAGAAAGAAAGAAUUCGACGAUCAAUGAAGAGUUCUCUGAAAAAGUUACGAGGUUUGGCACUUCACAAUCAUCAUCAUCAUCAUCAUCAUCAUCACAAACAUGAUACAAUUAACAACAAAACAAUUCUUCCUCUUAAACAACUUGACGAACUCGAAAAGGCUACAAGGGAGAUGCAAGACAUGAGGGACUGCUAUGAUACCUUACUUUCCGCAGCGGCCGCAACCGCCAGUAGUGCUUAUGAAUUCGCUGAGUCGUUGCGGGACAUGGGUUCUUGUUUACUCGAGAAAACUGCUUUGAAUGAUCACGAAGAAGAAACUGGAAAGGUUCUUCUUAUGCUUGGAAAAAUCCAGUUCAAACUUCAGAAACUUAUUGAUAACUAUCGUUCCCAUAUAAUACAGACAAUUACAGUUCCAUCUGAGUCACUCUUGAAUGAACUUCGAAUUGUUGAGGAGAUGAAGCGACAGUGUGAUGAAAAAAGAGAUGUGUAUGAGUAUAUGAUAGCAAGAUACAGAGAAAGAGGUAGGUCUAAAGGUGGCAAAGGAGAAACUUUUACAUUGCAGCAGCUGCAAGCUGCUCGCGAUGAAUAUGAUGAGGAGGCCACAUUGUUUGUUUUCCGAUUGAAAUCUCUGAAGCAAGGACAAUCACGUAGUCUUCUAACCCAGGCAGCACGUCAUCAUGCUUCUCAGUCAUGUUUCUUCAAGAAAGCAGCCAAAUCUCUUGAGACAGUAGAGCCACAUGUGAAGUCAGUAACCGAACAACAACACAUUGAUUACCACUUCAGUGGUUUGGAAGAGGAGGAUGGGGAUGAAGGUGAUUAUGUAGACGAAGACGACGAGGGUUAUGAUGAGAAUGAUGAUGGGGAACUGAGUUUUGACUAUGGACCAAAUGAACAGGAGCGAGAUGUUUCUACAUCUAGAAAUUCAAUGGAGCUGGACCAGGUGGAACAUACACUUCCCAGAGGUUCACCAGCAGGGGGUGCUAAGGAAAACUUGGAUAAGCUUCAAAGGAAUUUGUUUUCUUUUAAGGUUAGGGCAGGGAGCCAAUCUGCCCCACUUUUUGCCGAUAAUAAACCUGAUUCCAGUGAAAAGCUGAGGCAGAUGCGCCCAUCUUUAUCGCGAAAAUUCAGUUCAUAUGUGCUACCAACUCCAGUUGAUGCGAAGAGUCCAAUCUCUUUUUUUCCAGAUAAACCAAAGCCUUCCACAAUGCAGACAAAUUUAAAUGAACCAACAAAGAACUUGUGGCAUUCAUCCCCAUUGGAUCAAAAGAAACAUGAAAAAGAUAUCAGAGAUGAACAUUCUGAUCCUACUAUCAGAAACACUCAGUCUGCAUUAAGGGAAAGCAACAAUAAUGCUUCCUUCACAAGACUGCCGCUUCCUUUGGUAGAUGGUCCUGCAUCCUUAAAUCAUGACAAUGUUUCUGCUUACUCUAAAAAGAUUAAAAGACAUGCCUUUUCCGGCCCACUGACAAGUAAUCCUUGGCCUACCAGACCUGUCUCAAUGGAAAAUAUUCAGUUGUUUUCUGGACCUCUUUUGCCUACUCGAAUCCCUCAGCCUCCAUCAUCAUCCCCCAAAGUUUCUCCUAGUGCUUCUCCUACUAUCUUGUCUUCACCUAAAAUAAGCGAGCUUCAUGAACUUCCAAGGCCUCCAGCCAAUUCCCCGCCCAACUCUAGGCUUUUAGGUUUGAUGGGGCAUUCAGGUCCAUUAGUGUCUAGAGGUCAAAAUGUUUCCGCUGCAAAUAAUUUGGUUGUUUCAAGUGUAGCAUCUCCACUGCCAAUGCCACCGCAGGCUAUGUCUCGUAGUUUCUCUAUACCUUCUUCUGGUAGUGCUCGAGUUGCAGCAUAUGGGCCAAGGGGACGAGAAUCCUCUCAUACAUCAUCUCUAUCCGAGGAAAUUGCUUCUCCUCCGCUAACGCCAAUUGCAUUAUCAAGUAGUCGGCCGUCAUUAGAUGGCUGAGGCUGUUGCUCUGGAUGUUUGGGCCGGAGAUUAAUUCCUUUCUCUUCUAAAGCUAAUGCUAUUUCCGGCCUGGCGAAUCAAGCUUAGGUUCAAGUUUUGCUUAGUUUCAAUUAUGUAAAUAUUCCUUUUACUCCGUAUUCUUUUAUCCGGUCAUUAUCAUUGUUAAUUCAACCUUGUAAUGAGUUUUGAUCUUGUUUUUAUUCAAAUAAUAAAUGCCCAUAAGUUCUAUUGUUGAAAUAAUACAUUAAGCAAUUGACAGUAACCGGUCAAUUAUGCCUCA
Messenger RNA from Medicago truncatula (barrel medic), 2376 nucleotides. RefSeq lists its product as uncharacterized. The record is from RefSeq and is a predicted model, not a curated record. NCBI's taxonomy places the organism in Eukaryota, Viridiplantae, Streptophyta, Magnoliopsida, Fabales, Fabaceae.